Messenger RNA from Neoarthrinium moseri, 504 nucleotides. RefSeq lists its product as uncharacterized. The coding region runs from base 1 to 504 and encodes 167 amino acids. The transcript is spliced from 9 exons. Lineage: Eukaryota; Fungi; Ascomycota; Sordariomycetes; Amphisphaeriales; Apiosporaceae. The record is from RefSeq and is a predicted model, not a curated record.
AUGAAGGUCUCCCUCCUUACCCUCGCCCUUGCGGCUUUCGUUGUCGCCGCCCCGGUUGCUCAGGAGCCCGAAGCUGCUCUUGCUCCCAGUGGACAUCCAUUCCCGUCUCACAGUGCUCCACCAUUCCCUCCCAAGCCGACGGGCAAGCCUCCGGGACCAAAGCCUACGGGAAAGCCAUUUCCCCCACGCGACCUUCCCCCGAAGCCAACUGGCAAGCCCGGACCUCCGCCUCCGAAACCCACUGGCAAGCCCCCGGGCCCGAAGCCUACGGGAAAGCCUUUCCCACCACGCGACCUCCCCCCGAAGCCAACUGGCAAGCCUGGUCCUCCGCCUCCGAAGCCCACUGGAAAGCCUCCGGGCCCUAAGCCAACUGGGAAGCCUUUCCCGCCGCGGGACCUUCCCCCGAAGCCAACGGGCAAGCCUGGCCCGCCUCCCCCGAAGCCCACCGGAAAGCCCCCAGGGCCUAAGCCAACUGGAAAGCCUUUCCCCCCUCCCACCUAUUAG